AUGCAACCACUAUCCUUGUCAAAUACAGUUCAAUUAACAUUAAGUAUUCAACAUCCAAGCGAAUUAAGACUUUUAUUUGAACACAAUGCUCUACCUGCAAUCGAAUAUUUGAAUAUUACUAUUGAGAAUCCACAGACUACUGUGCCUUGCAAGGUACCAAAUACUCAACUUUGCAAAGAUUCUCUACGACAAACGGCUAAUGGUGGUACUCAUCUGAGAGUUUUGGUCUUACGUUAUAUAACUUUGAAUGAUGUUAUCAUAUUAAUUGGCUCAUUAACCAUGCCUUUACUUGAAGAAUUGAUACUUAUUGAUAUACAACAAGAUUCAUUUCAUUUUUGUAAUUGUACAUUUCUUUCUCUUGCAGCAUUAGAUCGUCUUGGUCAAUUUCAAGAACUUUUUAAUUCUUCAAAUUUUCCUGCUUUGAAAACUCUUCAUUUCUCAUUAUGUUUUCCUCAAGAAAUCGAACAUGCAUGGAGAAUAAGUUCAUUUAGUUGCAAUCGUCAAUGGCCUUUUGACAAUAUUAAUUGCUACAUAGAUGAGCGUCAUGUACGUGUUUUGGAUGCAAGAGGUUAUAUUGCAAAGAUCCUAUUUGUUAUCUACAAUUGUCCAAUUCAUCUCCUCUAUCGCUACAAACGAACUUUUUACAAUUAUGAUUUCACAACACAUGUAUCUGCUCCCAUUCGUACAAUUCGACGACGAUUGAUUCAAUGGACAUGCGAUCAAAAAUAUGAGAGUGAGCAAUUAAAUAAAUCUCUACGAAUAAUUGCAAGUGGUCGUGUUAAUGAACUUCAUUUAACAUAUUUAAAUGAACAAGUAAGUCGUAAAAAAUAG
Rotaria sp. Silwood1 is the source of this 831-nucleotide messenger RNA. The record is from the annotation of a GenBank genome assembly. NCBI's taxonomy places the organism in Eukaryota, Metazoa, Rotifera, Eurotatoria, Philodinida, Philodinidae.